GACAUUGGGCGCCAGGAUGUAGACGACCUACGAGAGCAUUAUGAGCAGACGCUGGAGACGACUCGGGCUCAGACGGAGCUGCGAACAAAGCGCUUGCUUGACACACAUGCUCGAGUAGUAGAGGGCCUUGAAAAGGUUGGCAGACUGGGGGCAAAUGAUAAAGUAUCGAAAGCAGAUAAGCUUGGAAAAGAUAAAUAA
This is a messenger RNA of Protopolystoma xenopodis, 198 nucleotides long. The record is from the annotation of a GenBank genome assembly. NCBI's taxonomy places the organism in Eukaryota, Metazoa, Platyhelminthes, Monogenea, Polystomatidea, Polystomatidae.